GCGCGCGGCCGGCCGGCUCCUGGGGCUCGCACAGCAGCUCGUCGUCGGGCUACGGCGCCGCCACCGACGAGGUGACCAGCAGCGAGAGCGAGCUGCCGGCUGACGGCAGCAGCGGCGGCGAGCCGGCCGAGCUCAGCCAGGUCAUACCGCGCAUCAUCAAGCCCCGCAAGCGGCGCAAGAAGGAGAAGAAGCCCAAGAUCCCGCGCAUGGCGGCGGCCGAGGAGCGCGGCGCGACCGAACGGCGGCCGUCCAGCCUGGGCGGCGACACGCAGUCAUCCAGCGAGAGCACGCUCUCGGCCUACGGCAGCGAGUGGUACCUGUCGCGCGAGCACCUGGACCUGCUCUGCUCGGAGCUGACGACGCUGAGGCUGCGCCGGCAGCUGACGCCGCCCGGCGACCUGGCCAUGACACCGCCGUCCAGCCCGGCCGGCUGCCUGCGCCGCUCCCGCAGCGACCCCAGCCAGCGUGGCCAGCUGGACCAGCGCCAGUGCACCAGCUGCCCGUCCUCGCUCGAGUUCCGCGAGUGUCCAGUGAACGUGUCGCAGCCGCCGCAGCGGCCGUGGCUGCCGCUCGGUCGGCCCUCCAGCACCCACAGUACCUGCAUCUUCACCGUCAUGUGCUACAACGUGCUGUGCGAGAAGUAUGCCACGCGCCAGAUGUACGGUUACUGCCCCAACUGGGCGCUGGAGUGGGAGUACCGGAAGAAGAACAUCAUGCAGGAGAUACGCAACUACUCCGCCGACAUCAUCACGCUGCAGGAGGUGCAGACGGACCAGUUCUACAAUUUCUUCCUGCCGAUGCUGCAGCGAGACAAGUACGAAGGCAUCUUCUCGCCCAAGUCGCGGGCCAAGACCAUGGCGGAGAGCGAGCGGAAAUACGUCGACGGAUGCGCCAUCUUCUGGCGAACGGAAAAGUUCAGCCUGGUGAAGGAGUACCUCAUCGAGUUCAACCAGCUGGCCAUGGCCAACGCCGAGGGCUCGGACGACAUGCUCAACCGAGUGAUGACCAAGGACAACAUCGGCCUGGCGGCCAUGCUGGAGACGCGCGAGGCGGCCUGGGAGAGCGGGGCGCCGGCCGAGCCCGGCCAGCAGAUGCAGCGGCUCAUGGUCUGCACGGCCCACAUCCACUGGGACCCGGAGUUCUGCGACGUCAAGCUCAUCCAGACCAUGAUGCUUAUGAGCGAGAUCCGGCAGAUCAUGGAGCAGGCCGGCCGCGAGGUGGCCAGCUUCCGGCCCGGCGGCGGCCACCGCUCGGCCUCCAACAACAUCCAGCUGCUGCUCUGCGGCGACCUCAACUCGCUGCCCGACUCCGGCGUGGUUGAGUUCCUGGUGAACGGCCGCAUACCUGCCAACCACCCGGACUUCAAGGAGCUCGGCUACAGAACAUGCCUGAAGAAGCUGUCCGUGUCCAACGAGCGCAGCGGCGAGUUCACCCACCCGUUCCGGCUUGCCAGCAGCUACUCGCCCGACAUUAUGCCAUACACCAACUACACGUACGACUUCAAAGGCAUCAUCGACUACAUCUUCUACUGCCGGGACACGAUGACGCCGCUGGGCAUCCUGGGCCCGCUGGACCCGGACUGGCUGCGCGACAACAAGGUGCAGGGCUGCCCGCACCCGCACGUGCCGUCAGACCACUUCUCGCUGCUGGUGGAGCUGGAGAUGUCUCCGGCGCGGUCGGACGCCGCCAACGGCAUCAUCGGUCACCGGUAGCCGGCAGUGCCACCUGGCCGCCGCUCCAAUCAACACAACUACCGCCGUCCGCCGAGAGAUGGCGCUGGUGGUGCCGCCCGCGCUCCACUGUUUUUUUACUAGCGUUCCAUUGGUGCUGGUGGAGGCCCGGUCGUGUCGGCGCGUGCGAGGACGUGUGGAAGAGUGGCCGGAAAAGCGAGAAGUGGUGUCCGUGUUCCGGCUCGCUCAAGCGUGCGAGUCGCGUGUGCGCGUGGGCGUCUGACCCGAGCGCGUCCAAUGUGCUGGUGUGAAGAGGGUGCGCGCCGUCGCCCUCCCCCUUUGUCUGCCUGUCUUUGCCGACCGUGUUGCCCAGUGUUAGUGGCGCCACCGUCCGCGCGCGGCGGCAGUUGUAGUUCCGCCGCCGGCCGCCCUGCGCCCCGAGCGCUGUCGUCGCCAGUCCCGUCUACUUAGGACGUCCAGUACAAAAGUGCGGUUGCGGCGUCUCCUGUCAAAAUUGGCCGGUGCCGCGUGCUCGGCCCCGCCCCGUCUGGUUGUCUUUCAGCGCCGGCCGGCGUGGCGACAGCGGCGGCCGCCGCCGCCUGCCCGCCUCCCCCACCCACCCACCCACCCGGCCGGCGGUGGCCAGACCGCGAGGGCGGCCGGGGCGCCAGCGAGCGGGCGCGGGCGCGUGCGAGUGUCUGUGUAUUUUUAGAUCUCACGUAUAGAUGUGACGGCUGAGCGGCGGUGCGCGCCACCCACCGUUGUCUGUUGGAGGCGGCUCGCCGGCCGGUGGCGCUGGCUGGCCCGGUCCGGCCGGGCCCGGGCGCCCCUGUGAUUGGCCCGAUAUUUUUGAUCUAUUUUACCUGUACUCUUGGUUGGCGCGGCGGGCGAGCGGUCGUCGGCCGCGCGUUUUGAGCGCCGUUUUAUCCCUGCCCAUCAUGUCGCGAGCGAGCGGGCGGCCAGCGCGUGCGUGCGUGUGCGUGAGCGUGUACAUAUUUUAUUCCACUGAGCUGUGCGCGCGCGCGCGGUCGCGGCGGCGGGCUGCCGCGCGCGCCCAGUACAAACUCGGUACAACGCAGGGCGGUCGGGUGCCAGCCGGGCCGGGGUCGCGGGGCCCCUCUGGCGCUAUGUGUACAUAUAAUACAAACUUCACUGAAUGAC
This is a messenger RNA of Pollicipes pollicipes, 2831 nucleotides long. Its product is annotated as CCR4-NOT transcription complex subunit 6-like. The record is from RefSeq and is a predicted model, not a curated record. Bases 207 to 1712 code for a protein of 501 amino acids. The transcript is spliced from 10 exons. NCBI's taxonomy places the organism in Eukaryota, Metazoa, Arthropoda, Thecostraca, Pollicipedomorpha, Pollicipedidae. Gene Ontology annotation, molecular function: 3'-5'-RNA exonuclease activity.